UCUGGUUCGUUCGUAUGACACUGAAUCUGUGCCACCCGCUCAACAUUUCAUCAGAGUUAAAUAAAGUCAAGAGUACAGAGCUUUAAGAAAAUGAAGAUUGCUUCAUUCAAUGCACAGAGGUUUGGACUGACUAAGGUCUCAGAUCCAGCGGUCCUGACAAGCCUGGUUAAGAUUGUGUCUCAAUAUGACAUCAUAGUUAUUCUGGAGGUGGUGGAUGUAACUGGAGAUUCUGUUAGAGUGUUAGUGGAAGAGCUGAACAGGGUCAACACCACCCAUCACUAUGCUCAGCAGCUCAGUACCCGUCUGGGAAGGAGCAGAUACAACGAACAGUUCCUGUUUCUGUACAGGGACGAUGUGGUCGACCUUAUCGACUGCUAUCAGUAUGAAGAUGACCAGGUCGAUGAUGUGGAUGCGUUUACAAGAGAGCCCUAUAUUCUCUACUUUAAACCUCACAACACAGUGCUGAGGGAUAUAGUGCUGAUCCCCGUCCGGACCGCACCAAAUGACUCUAAGAAAGAGCUUGAUGAGCUCUAUGAUGUCUUCCUGGUGGUCAAAGAAAAAUGGAAAACUGAUAAUGUAAUGAUCCUGGGAGACUUCAGGGCAGAUGGCUGGUAUCUCUCAUCCAAGGAAAGGGAGGAGAGCCGCAUCCGCAGUGACAAGAACUUUCACUGGCUGAUUGGUGAUAACGUGGACACCAUGGCAAAAACAAGCGAUCAUCACGCUUAUGACAGGAUAGUUGUGUAUGGAGAAGAUAUGCUGGCAGCUAUUGUGCCAAACUCAGCUAAACCAUUCAACUUUCACAAGGAGUUUCAAAUGACAGAAGAAAUGGCCCUUAGGGUGAGUGAUCACUACCCUGUUGAGGUGGAAUUAGUCAGUGCUAUUCCCUGUUGGGUGAAAAAGAGCAACAACGGAUGCGCAGUUGUUGACACCCAGCAAGGAUCCAGCAGAACUGUGACAGGUAACGAGCAAAACACUAAUUUACUUUGUCUUGUUCCUGAUAGAUGCGUUAAAAGCUGGGAUACAGCCCAGCUCAGAAAACUAGAUGGAAAAUUUACAGAAAGGAAGAAAGCAGUGAUUUCCAAAUGCAUUUUAACUUGUAUUUUAUGGCAAACAGGCAGUGGACAUUAAAUGUUUUUUAUUUUGUUUGUUUGUUUUUGUUCCCCAGUGAAAUUCACUUUAUGCAUUCAUAUCUACCAUUCAAACUUACACUGCAUUUCCAAACAAGUUAGCAUGAGGGUAAAUUACAUAAUAUCUAACUGCUGAUAUACCAAACCGCUGAUAAAACAUGAGGAAAACUGUGAAGUCUCUUAAAACAGUGCUCCUUAAUGAAAGAACAGGAAGUGUUUUGGACUGUUCGCUAGGGUCUGUAAAAUAAUUAAAAGUUUUACCAGUAUACUGAAAAGCAAAACGAGAUUUUGGAGCAAACUACCGACGUACUCCCUUCAAGAAUAUAUGGUCUGUGCAUAUUUCAAGACAAUGCAAACUGCGUUUUGCAUGAAUCACAAAGGCAUGGCUGCAUAAAAGGCAUGGCUGGGUAAAAAGAGGGCGUGGGCACCUGCCUGCCUCCCGUCAACACUUCUAUUCAAUAGAGAAGGUAUGUUUGCAGGGAGAAUGAAAACAACUGAAUCACUGGAUCUCUUGGUGUUUUUGACGCUUAAAUGUCAUUUAGCGUUGUGAAAAAGAGUGGCUAUAAUAAAGAAUAGUCACAUAUACUCGCCUGUCCAAGUAUUUGCAUUGUUGCAUGUAUCAGAAUCAGUCAUAUCUGUGUGAUGAAACAUUCUCAAUGCAAUACAGGCCAAAGGUCAUUUGCAAAUCACUGCUUUCAGUUGGAAUUUAAAAUUACGCCCCACAUUUGUUGUGAUUAGAUGUUAUUCUUGUUUUGAUGUUUUAGUGCAGUGUAGCCUCUAUGAAGGAAUUUUGGAAUUUGGGAGUGUCAUUUUUGAGUUCAGUUUUCAUUUUUCAUUUUUGAACUGAGUGUCAUGAAUUCAGUGGUUUCAGACAUACAUCUGCUUUAAAGAUUUUGUAACUGAUCUAUACAUUUGGGGUGAGAAAAGGAAAUCUUACAUCAAAGUUUAAAAGGAUGGGGCUUUGGGACAUCUUUACUUUUCUUAUUGUAUAUAAAUAACAGCAAUAAUGAACUGAUUUUACUAACACUUAGAAUCUUUUGGUCCAAAGCCCGAGUUCAGCUUUGUGUCAUAGAGCUUUUGUUUUUUGUUAUUUUACCUAAUAAAGCUUAACUUGUAUUUACAGACUGGUCUAUAGCUGGACCAACUAUGAUGUUUGAAAUUAAUUUGAGCUGUCUGAGCAACAACCUUUACCAAAACUGGUGCACACGAUCUUUAAACUGGGUCUUAGUCUUUCUAAGUUUUGUCACAGCAAAUUAAAAUUGGAGUUGAGUUAAUAUCUCAACAACCUUUUGAUCUGUGAUCAAAAACAAACUGGUUACAUGGACCACAGACUGUAUUACAAAACUGGAUUUUAUCUUUUCCAGGUAACCUCAGGGUUAACCCUGGGUUUUCUGUAGUGUGAAGGUGGUUCAUUUGUUAUCUCUGUAAAUCGCCAUAGUAACAUAACCUGCUCCAGAGCAGAUUAUGUUCCAGAUUAGAGAUCAGCGAGUAGGAAAUCAGCGCCUACUGACCAAUCGGUUCUCUGAAAAAAAGUAUUGCCAUUCCUGGAAAAUCCCUCAGAAAUCUGUGUGCGAAGUUUUCCAGUAGCGUCUAAUGUCUUCGUGUUUCCCUGAUGAUCAGUAAGAAAAGAGGCAACUUUAUUCUUAGAUAUUUUUUUUGCUGACUGUGAACAAACAGUUUACAACAGUUUUAUUGUUCGAUAAGCCUCAGCACGCAAUCCUAAAACAGAUAACCUGAUUGUAUUUUCUGACUUUCCAUUCAAUUUGCAUAGAGAGUAAUUUUGAAUGCAGUUUUCACAUCUUCAGGAUAUUUGAUUAUAAUCGUUCAGAUUCUCCUCUGUCUUAAAGAUAGGCCUGAGUCUGUUCACUUGCACAGUUAGCCAGGUUUCUUUCCAGGCUUUGCAAAGUGCAUUUAUUCAGUGUUGUUAAAAGUAAACAACUUUAGUGUAAUUUUCAUCUUACUGUUAAUCAUAGUGAGAACAGGAAGUGAGAAAGAAACUCAGAACCUUCAAUCUACUGCACGAACACACACACACAAGCAUCUUUCUGUUAAAGUGUGUUUAGUGUUUUUUCUCCUCCCAGAGAGUGCACAGGUUGACAUGUUGAACCUGCAAAAGGAAAAUCUCCUGCUGGAGAAAGAAAAACUUCAACUUAUCAUCUGCAUAUUAAAACAAAAGCUUGCCAAAUACCAGA
This is a messenger RNA of Oreochromis niloticus (Nile tilapia), 3319 nucleotides long. RefSeq names its product deoxyribonuclease-1-like. Gene Ontology annotation, molecular function: deoxyribonuclease I activity; DNA binding. The coding region runs from base 91 to 1128 and encodes 345 amino acids. Lineage: Eukaryota; Metazoa; Chordata; Actinopteri; Cichliformes; Cichlidae. Gene Ontology annotation, biological process: DNA catabolic process. Gene Ontology annotation, cellular component: nucleus. The transcript has 9 exons. The record is from RefSeq and is a predicted model, not a curated record.